AUGGAUGGAGCGGGGGGUUUUGAGGGUGGUAUUGGUAUUAGUAGUAAAGUUGGAGUUGGAGAGGGAAGUGGUGAUGUGGAUGGAAAACGCGACGAUGGGGGUGGAGGUAGAGUACAGAGAGGUGAUGCAAGUGCAAGUGGAAAUGGAAAGGGAAAGGGAAAGGGAAAAGCAAAAGGAAGUGUGAGGUUUGCGGAUGAUGCUUAG
Molecule: messenger RNA, 204 nt
Organism: Sclerotinia sclerotiorum 1980 UF-70
Lineage: Eukaryota; Fungi; Ascomycota; Leotiomycetes; Helotiales; Sclerotiniaceae
Exons: 1
Coding region: 1-204 (67 amino acids)
Source: RefSeq, a predicted model, not a curated record